UUUAGAUAUUUUAGUUUUCAAACUAAAUAAUAAGUAUGAAAAUAUGAUGAUAUAGAUAUACAUACAUACUUGAUCGUGCUUCAAAAGCAAAGCAAAAGAAGCCUCUUUCUCUCUCUCUCUUAACCUCUCGUUUCACCGUCACACCAUUAUCUCUUACACUGUUACUCUCUCUGUCUCUCUCUCUCUCUCUCUCCCCUUCUGCAUCUUGACAUCAUCCUUUUCCAUGGCCGAUGCAUACGAGCCUUACCAUGUUCUUCAACAAAGCCGGAGAGAUAAGCUCCGGAUUCCUUCUCUCGAUUCCCACUUUCACUUUCACCACCCUCCUCCUUCUUCUUCCGGCGGUGGUGGCGGCGUGUUUUCUCCUCUCGCCGACUCUGAUUUCCUCGCUGCCGGUGGAUUUCACUCGAACAACAAUAGCAAUCACAUAUCCAACCCUAGCUACAGUAAUUUCAUGGGAUUUCUCGGUGGCCCAUCCUCCUCCUCAUCCACUGCAGUCGCCGUCGCCGGAGAUCAUUCAUUUAACGCUGGACUAUCUUCCGGAGACGUUCUCGUCUUCAAACCCGAGCCUUUGUCCCUGUCUUUGUCCUCUCACCCUAGACUCGCUUACGAUCUAGCUGUUCCCAGCGUUGUUAACUCCGGAUUCUGCAGAUCCGCGGCUGAAGCCGCCGCCGCAGCUGUCACCGUCGCGUCGAGAAGCUCUGGUCCUCUUGGACCGUUUACUGGCUACGCAUCGAUUCUCAAAGGAUCGAGGUUCUUGAAACCAGCACAGAUGCUUCUUGAUGAGUUUUGUAAUGUGGGUCGUGGGAUUUACACCGACAAAGUCAUCGACGACGACGAUUCGUCUUUGCUUUUUGAUCCGACGAUUGAGAAUUUCUGUGGCGUUUCUGACGCCGGCGGAGGAGAAAAUGGCAAGAAAAAAUCAAAACUAAUCUCCAUGCUCGACGAGGUUUACAAGAGGUAUAAGCAAUACUAUGAGCAGCUCCAAGCUGUGAUGGGCUCAUUCGAAUGUGUUGCGGGUCUCGGGCACGCAGCUCCUUACGCAAGUUUAGCCUUAAAGGCACUGUCUAAGCAUUUCAAAUGUUUGAAGAAUGCUAUAACGGACCAGCUUCAAUUUAGCACAAAUAACAAGAUACAACAGCAACAACAAUGUGGUCAUGUGAUGAACUCUGAGAAUAAGACCGAUUCUUUGAGAUUCGGAGGAAGUGAUAGUAGUAGAGGAGGUUUGUGUUCUGCAGGUCAAAGACAUGGAUUUCCUGAUCACCAUGCUCCUGUCUGGAGACCGCACCGUGGCCUACCCGAACGUGCUGUUACCGUUCUGAGGGCUUGGCUCUUCGAUCAUUUCUUGCAUCCUUAUCCAACUGAUACAGACAAGCUCAUGUUGGCUAAACAGACAGGUCUCUCCAGAAAUCAGGUAUCGAAUUGGUUUAUAAACGCACGAGUUAGGGUUUGGAAACCAAUGGUGGAAGAGAUUCACAUGCUGGAGACUAGACAAUCGCAGAGAUCAUCUUCUUCUUCUUGGAGAGACGAACGUAGCACCACCACCAUCUUCCCCGAUAACAACAACAACAACAACAACCCAUCUUCCUCCACGGCGCAACAGAGGGCUAACAACAACUCAUCUCCCGCUAGACGAGCUCGAGACGACGACGUUCAUGGCACCACCACCAACAACAGCAAUAACAAUAGCAUUCUUAACGCUGGAAACGGCGGGAGCGGUGCGGUUAGCUUCCCGUACGGUAUUGGAGGAGUGACGUUGACGUUAGGGCUUCAUAAUCAGAUUGGGUUGCCGGAGCCUUUUCCGAUGACAACUGCUCAGAGGUUUGGACUUGAGGGUGACAGUAGUGGUGGCGGUGGAGGAGGAGGGGAGUCCUACGGUGGUGGUGGCGGUGGCUAUGAAGGGCAAAAUCGUCAGUUUGGGAGAGAUUUUAUUGGAGGUAGUAAUCAUCAGUUUCUACAUGAUUUUGUAGGAUGAGAUUGUUUGUGGGAAGGAGAAAAUAUGUUUGACGUUGUUCUAUGAGAUAUUGGAAUUGUAAUGCAAAUGAUGUGUAUAUUAGCAUGUUUUUCAAUUUUUUUUGUUUGUUUCCUUUUGAAAAUGGAAUCUAUCUUAGGAAUGAAAUUGAAAAGAAACUGAAUGUUAAUCAUUGUCCAUGCUAGACAAUUUCGUAUCAAACCUAGUAUUUUGGUGUUGG
This is a messenger RNA of Thlaspi arvense, 2189 nucleotides long. Lineage: Eukaryota; Viridiplantae; Streptophyta; Magnoliopsida; Brassicales; Brassicaceae. The record is from the annotation of a GenBank genome assembly.